UGUGUUUGGGGGAGGUUCUUGAAGUGACAGGGACACGGCACGCGAGAUGCAACGGUUCACUGCAAGCGACUUGCGGGUGCCACACCGCAGCGUAAUUUGGUAUGACCAGGUGUUGCCUUCGGGCCGUGGGCGAGUUUGAUGCCAGUGGAAUGCCACUUCGAAGUGCUGGAUUGCCUGAGCUGCUUCUUUUUUUACCUCGGGCAAGGAAUACCUUUGGUAUCCCUUGGUCCUGCGUUUUGCAGCAAUGCCUCCGUGAUGCCACAGGCUGUCUUGCCAGCAUCUCCAGGAGGCCGCUUCAUGGCAGUGGCAAAGCUUGGUACGCCACCCCUUGUACAUACCUUGAAAGCGGUUGAGAGCUGCCGGAGUUUUUUGAACCAGAAAUUCGCAUGCUCAAGAAAGUACAGUUGGGAUUUGUGUGGAAAGAGCCGUUUUCGAAAGUGGGCAUAUUCUUGAAAAACAUUGUCGAAGGACAUUUAAUUUCCUCACGCGGGAUUGUUUUCUGAGUCGUUUCACCCGAGCAUUUUCCCUUGUGAUUUGCCUGCGAAGUGACGAAGUGGGUCCUUAAGUCUGCUAUCACGGUGACG
This is a messenger RNA of Cladocopium goreaui, 584 nucleotides long. The record is from the annotation of a GenBank genome assembly. NCBI's taxonomy places the organism in Eukaryota, Dinophyceae, Suessiales, Symbiodiniaceae.